Exophiala viscosa is the source of this 1143-nucleotide messenger RNA. RefSeq lists its product as uncharacterized. The record is from RefSeq and is a predicted model, not a curated record. Lineage: Eukaryota; Fungi; Ascomycota; Eurotiomycetes; Chaetothyriales; Herpotrichiellaceae. The transcript is spliced from 2 exons. The coding region runs from base 1 to 1143 and encodes 380 amino acids.
AUGGCUCCGCGAAGCCGACACUCCAAAUCCGCAAGCGUUGGCUCGGUCGAUGCUGAUGGCACUGACUUAGUCAACGGCAUCAUGUUCCCACCCACGACUCCAUUCCCUGUGACGACCGUACCACGCAGCAAAAAGGCCUCGUCGCGUUCAACUACCUCUCCACUCGCCCAGCCUGUGGUGGUCAUCCCUGCAAAGCACACCGAGUCACAUCACCAUGAGAUCGAGAUCCUCAAGCUUGUCGGUGCAGUCAUACUGAGCACAGUGCUCGAAGGAGGCCUGCAAACAGCAGCAUCCUUCGUUGCAGCAGGCGAUGUGGCAGCAAUUUCGAAAUCGGCAAACAACUGGGUUGAAAUCGCAGGACUUCUUGCCUGGAAGAUCGCCAAACUGACUUUAUACUGGCUCGCUGGCUUUGAUGCUUACGAUGUCGGGUCAAUCACACUGCUCCUCUCUACGCCUCACACAAUCCUGCUUGGACUCUUCUACAAAAUCCACCCGAUAACCCUAGCAACAACGACCCUAUCCUCCAUCCUCGCCAAUUCGACGCCAUAUUUCUUUCUGCGCUCUCUCUCACCAGCCCACGCGCCUGGCUCCGCGCCCAAAUCGUCUCUUCGCAACCGUCCUAUCCUGACCGACCCAUACACAACCAUUGCCAUUUCCCUGCUCGCAACUGCCAUCUUCGCCGUUCUCGUGGAGGGAGCCCUUGCGACGUUCCUCCCCACUUGGCUGGUCACAAACUUUACGGGUCUGCGCACGCUUGAAAAAGCUCAUCUCGGCGCCGGAGGUCUACCAAUCCUUCUCGCCGCCCUGAUCCCUGCCGGCGCAGCCACCAUGGAGUUUCUCUUUGCGCCGCCCACGGCCGCCGGAAAUCACCCCAUCCCGCCACCGGAUUUUGAUCCCGUAACGGCGGACUUCCUCGAGCACCUCUUCCAUAAUGCCUGGGGCUGGUACUCGCCGAGACAGAAAUCUCUGAUCAGCCGGGCCGGCAUGUUGACCUAUUUGAUUGUCGUUGAGACGGUCAUUCUUACCUGGGGCACCAUGACCGGUGUCGAGUUUCUGGGCGCAUUGGGCUAUGCGGGUAUUUGGGGUGUAGGCGUAAUAUUGACUGCCGCGGCGCUGGAUUGGGUCGGUGGACCAAGCGAUUGA